CGGCAACGGCCUCACCCACUCGCCCCUUGUCCGGAAUCUCGUCUUAUCUAGUGUAGGUCAAGAGGCGAACUUGCAUUGAUCACACGGACAAGAGCAGACAAUGAUGGAUAGUGAAAGCGACUGGCGACGUUCAGUCACUGCUUCAGAACGCUAUGACAAUAUCCAGCGACUCGCCAAGGCGGUAGCAGCGGCGGGGCUCAGUCAGAGUGCUUUCUCUCUUGAGAGCGAGGCCUACAAGAAUGCAAACAGCAGGGAAGAGUACGAUGCCGCUUGCAGCAGCUUGCCAAGCGUCACAGGGCAAGACUUGCCCCCGCAACCAGAACCCCCAGACACUGAUGGGCAGCACUCCUCUCCCGGCAUCACCAUCGGCCGCUUCCAAAGCUGCCACUACAUCGCCAGCGGCGUGACCUCCGCCGUCUACCGCUCGCAAGCCCACGCCCUCAAAGUGAUCGUCGAGAGCCACGCGAUCGAGCCUCACAAUCCACACCGCGAGGCCAAGAUCCUCGAGUCCCUCCGCGCCACGGAACCCCCGAACAUCAUCCCCCUCCUUGAAACCUUCCGCGACCGCGAGCAGCGCUUCGUCCUCGUCUUCCCCUACCAGCCGUUCACCCUCGCCCAUCUCCUCUCCCGCCAUCACCAAACCACCGCCCACGCGCCUCGCCCCUUCCCCACCGCCCUCACCCAGCCCAUCAUCACCGCUCUCUUCCGCGCGUUGCACCACCUGCACACGCAGGGCAUAAUCCACCGCGACGUCAAACCCUCGGCGCUCCUCCUCUCCUCCGCAGAGCCGACGUCCCCGUCCCAAAUCGUCCUCUCCGACUUCGGCACGGCCUGGCACCCGACCCUCUCCCCGCCGCACGAGCCGGCGCACCACAAGAUCCUCGACGUCGGCACGGGGCCCUACCGCGCCCCCGAAACCCUCUUCGGCAACCGCGCCUACGGGCCGGCGGUCGACCUCUGGGCGGCCGGCACCACGCUGGCCGAGUGUCUGCUCGCUGGCAGCAGCAAAAGCAAGAGCACCACCAACAAACCCCACCGCAGCGCCAUCAACGACGAAGAUGACGGAGACGACGGCAGCGAGGGCGACGGCGAGAACAGCAGCAGCGACAACACCGCGGGGCGGACGCUAUUCGCCUCGCGCGCCGCGCACGAGGACGGCAACCAGCUGGGGCUGAUCCUGAGCAUCUUCCGGACGCUGGGCACGCCGACGCCGGCGACCUGGCCCGAGGCGGCCGCCUUCCGCACCCCGCCGUUCGAGAUGUACCGCGUCUUUCCCGGCCGCGUGGCCACCGAGGGCUGGGAGGGCGUGCUGCCCGGGGCCGGGGCCGAGUGGAGGGAGCUGGUGGCCGGGCUGGUGAGGUACGAGAGCCGAGAGAGGGUUACCGCUGGGGAGGCGUUGCAGUUUGCUUGCUUGAAGGGGGAACGCGUUGAGGGCCAGAAUGAGGGUGGCCUCUAAGGCUGCGGCUGUGCUGACCGUUGGUGGAGAGAAUUCAC
Thermothielavioides terrestris NRRL 8126 is the source of this 1494-nucleotide messenger RNA. RefSeq lists its product as uncharacterized. Gene Ontology annotation, cellular component: cytoplasm; nucleus. NCBI's taxonomy places the organism in Eukaryota, Fungi, Ascomycota, Sordariomycetes, Sordariales, Chaetomiaceae. The record is from RefSeq and is a predicted model, not a curated record. Bases 104 to 1456 code for a protein of 450 amino acids. The transcript is spliced from 4 exons. Gene Ontology annotation, molecular function: ATP binding; cyclin-dependent protein serine/threonine kinase activity. Gene Ontology annotation, biological process: protein phosphorylation.